Podarcis muralis (Common wall lizard) is the source of this 1527-nucleotide messenger RNA. Its product is annotated as 7-alpha-hydroxycholest-4-en-3-one 12-alpha-hydroxylase-like. Gene Ontology annotation, molecular function: sterol 12-alpha-hydroxylase activity; iron ion binding; heme binding. The record is from RefSeq and is a predicted model, not a curated record. Lineage: Eukaryota; Metazoa; Chordata; Lepidosauria; Squamata; Lacertidae.
AUGAAUUUCUGGGAGACUGCGCUUUGUGCUUUCUCAGCUUCCCUCUUGGCACUCCUACUUGGUUGGCUCUAUACAGUAGGAGCAUUUCGCAAGAGGAGACCCAAAGAACCUCCGCUGGACAAAGGCUUCAUUCCAUGGCUAGGACAUGCGAUUAAAUUCAAGAAAAACCCUGCUGAAUUUUUGGAAGUGAUGCGGAAGAAACAUGGGGACAUUUUCACACUGCUGGUUGGCGGCAAUUAUAUACAUUUUCUGGCGGAUGCUGAUUCCUACGAACCAAUACUGAAAGAGUCACCUGACAAAUUGGAUUUUGAUAAGUUUGGAUCAAUGAUAGUUUUAAAUGUUUUUGCUUUUCAACCAACUGACUCUCACCACCAUAUUUUGAAAAAAAUAAGCAAGGAAUAUCUGAGAGGUAAGGGUCUGGCUGUCCUAAAUAAGGUGAUGAUGGAGAAAUUGAAGACCGUGAUGCUUCAUAGCUGGGAUUCAGGUGAGCAUAAGAGACACUGGCAGCAGGAUGGGGUUUUUCACUUUAGCUACAAAACAAUAUUCCAGGCUGCUUUUCUGGCCUUGUUUGGAACUGAGCUAGACAAGGAAAAUGCCAAGAAGAACACAUUAACACAAUGUGGAGAGUUCUUUGGGAAUUUCCAGAAAUUUGAUCACUUAUUUCCCCAGAUGGCUCUUGGAAUCCUGGACCCUCAGGGUAAAAAGGACACGGAAAGGCUGAGGAACUUCUUCUGGGACAAACUGUCAGUAGAAAAGAUAUGCAAGAAGGAUAACAUCAGCAAGUGGAUAGCUGUGCAAGAUCAGCAAAUGGCUGAGAUUGGGAUGACUGAGAAGAUGAGGACACAAUUUAUGUUUCUUCUCCUCUGGGCAUCUCAAGCCAACACUGGUCCAGCUGCCUUCUGGGUUCUUGUGCAUCUCCUGAAGUAUCCAGAAGCAAUGAAGGCAGUGAGGGAAGAAGUGGACCGAGUACUGAGAGAGACUGGCCAGGAAGUGAAUCCAGGAAGCCCCAUCAUCGAUGUCUCCCUGGAAACAAUAAAGACUCCUCUUCUGGACAGUACAAUAGAAGAAAUACUGCGCUUGAAAGUGAGUCCAUUCCUGUUCAGAAGUGUGAUGCAGGAUACAGAUCUUAAAAUGGCUGAUGGGAGGGAAUAUAUUUUUCGCAAAGGAGACCAACUUCUUCUUUUCCCUUUCCUUGGACUGCAUAUGGACCCAGAAAUCUACCCUGAUCCUCACACGUUCAGAUACGACAGGUUCUUGAACCCAGAUGGCACCAAAAGAGAGUUCUAUAAGAAUGGGAAGAAGCUCAAAAAAUACACUAUGCCUUUUGGCGGAGGGCCGUCUAUUUGCCCUGGGCGAUUCUUUGCUGUUAGUGAAUUGAAGAUGUUUGUGAUCCUGAUGCUCACCUGCUUUGACAUGGAACUGGUUAACGCAGAAGAGGAAAUCCCACCAGUAGAUGGAAGCCGCUGUGGCUUUGGAGCUACACAUCCUUCUCGAGAUAUCAAGUUCAGAUAUCGGCUGCGGUUGUAA